This is a messenger RNA of Saccharomyces kudriavzevii IFO 1802, 1950 nucleotides long. Its product is annotated as putative cystathionine gamma-synthase. Lineage: Eukaryota; Fungi; Ascomycota; Saccharomycetes; Saccharomycetales; Saccharomycetaceae. The transcript has a single exon. Bases 1 to 1950 code for a protein of 649 amino acids. Gene Ontology annotation, biological process: transsulfuration. The record is from RefSeq and is a predicted model, not a curated record. Gene Ontology annotation, molecular function: pyridoxal phosphate binding; cystathionine gamma-synthase activity.
AUGGUCUCGGUGCAAGUGGCUACUGAGUUAGGACAGCCUAUACCACUGGAUACGCAACAUGCAAUAUCUGUGUGCUUUCCCACAUGGAGAUCGGUGAUUUCGUACGUGGAGAAGGACCCCAAAGUUUCAGGGUGCUUGAAGUCCGGCUACCCCAGGUUCUGGAUCCAUCCCUCGAUUGAGAAGUUGCGGAACAUUUUAAUAGAGAAGUAUGCCAAGGAAAACGAAACCUGCUUUUGCUUCCCCUCUUAUAGAGUUGCUAAGCGGUGCAGAGAGUACAUAAGAAGAAAGUGCGCGCAUCGUAACGGCAAAGUAAGGAUAUUGCAGUUGGCCACAGCGAAGCCGAAUAACGAGGAGCAAAGGACAUGGAAAAGAGAGUGUAAGAUCGCGGUAGUAUUCGUGGACAGUGCGCACGAAAGCAUAUUACAGCAGUAUUGGCAGUACACUGGUGAGAUCAUUUCCAGCAGGCUAGCCGAAUAUGUCUUGCAUGAGCUUUUCAUAGUAGAGAAAAAAUCUAGCCCUGCCGAGGAGAAGGAAUAUAUAGAGACCCGGUACGGAAGAAACCUGAAUUUUGCGUUUGCUGAUCGAGCAAAAGAGUUGAUCAAGAAGAGGAUCGCCACGAAAGUCAUAGAUAAAGAUGAGCACGACGAGGAGGAAAACUAUCAUUUCUUUGCCAGGAACCAAGACGAACAGGAUUUCCAGGAGACGUUUUUGGAUUCGUCCCUCAAUGAGGCUAACCAUGGAGAAAGCCACGGAGACAGCAUGGGUGAGGAAGUGGACGGUCGGCAGGAACCGCAUACCGGUCUUGUUUCCACUAUACCUCCGGAACCCAUCGAAAUGAGCACCAUAGAAGAAGAGCAAUCAGCAGAGGAAGAUGCCGGAAGGUGUGCGCUCAGGGUCUGCCCUGAGAAAGACGUAUUCUUAUUUCCGAGCGGCAUGGCAUCCAUCUUCACUGCACAUAGAUUACUGUUACAAUGGGACUCACUGCGAUUGAACAGAUCCAGAAACGGUAGUGAUCUCACGUCGUCACCCCCGAAGAAGAAAACCGUGAUAUUUGGGUUUCCUUAUGCGGAUACGCUGCAUGUCUUGCAAGAAUUCAAUGAAACGUAUUUCUUAGGGGACGGCGACGGCUCCUCAAUGGAUGAACUGACGAAGAUUUUACAUUCAGGCGAGCAAAUCCUGGCCGUUUUCAUAGAGACCCCAUCGAACCCUCUAUUGAAAAUGGGCAAUUUAUUGGAACUAAAAAGACUUUCCGAGCUGUUCGGGUUUUUCAUCAUCAUUGAUGAAACUGUGGGCGGAAUAGUCAACAUUGACGGUCUACCAUUUGCCGACAUCGUGUGCAGUUCAUUGACCAAGACAUUUAGCGGGGACUCUAACGUUAUAGGAGGCUCGAUGGUUCUGAAUCCACAAAGCCGGGUGUACGAAUUUGCCACGCGCUUUAUGCGAUUGGAAGAUGAGUACGAAGAUUUGUUAUGGUGCGAAGACGCCAUCUACCUGGAGAGAAAUUCCAGAGAUUUCAUCGCCAGGACCGUCCGGAUCAACUAUAGUACCGAGUAUCUCCUAGAUAAAAUACUGAAACCACAUGUGGGAGGAAACGAAUUGUUCAAGAAAAUCUACUAUCCUAAUCUAACCUCAAAGGAAACGCUAACCAAUUACGACAUGGUGAGAUGUAAGAAGGAAGGCGGGUACGGCGGGCUAUUUUCAUUAACGUUCCAUGAUGAACAUCACGCUGCGGCCUUUUACGAUAACCUACAACUAAACAAAGGUCCCUCGCUGGGCACAAAUUUCACGCUGGCAUUCCCCUAUACGCUUAUGACGUACUACCAGGAACUUGCCAUGGCAGAAAAGUUUGGUGUGGAAAGAAACCUUCUUAGAAUCAGCGUAGGCCUCGAGAGCCAAUCGACAUUGGGGAAGAUCUUCCAAGAGGCAAUUGAUAAAACCUUGGGGAUAUGA